UUGUACGUCGGCGUGGUGGUUUGGCGCCAGCAAUUUCGCGGGGCAAGAAGAGCACACAAGGGAAGAAGGAAGCCAGAAAUAUUGACGAAAAUAAAACCUAAAGAACAUAGUUACAAACGCCACUAAGUGAACUGGACCGGUGGCCUUAAGUGGUUUUGAUGGUGUGUCUGUGUCGUUUCUGCUUCUUGCGUUUCAUCCUGAACUCCCGAGAUCUGGAUACAGUGGAGGGUGAACGCAGCUCUGCUUAAAUCUCACUGAGACUACUACCUCUCAUCCGCUCCCUGUUUUGUAAAGCCCUUGAGGAGGGGAGUAAUAAUGAUGGCGUCGGCGGAGCCUCCGAGCAGUUCCAGCCUUCUCCCCUUGCUGGAGUCUCUGGAGGACAGCGCUGCUGGACAGUCUGAGCAGACGGACGCCUACCUCACCAUCGCCAAUCGGCUCAGUGGAGAGGAAGGCCAGCAGUUUCUCCCUGCAGUUGAAAAGCACUUUUCUCGUUUGGGUAAAGCCAUCUUGGUUCACAUAACUAGUCCGAAUGCAGAGCUGAGCCAAGCUGCCCUGCAAGCUUUAGGGUUUUGUUUGUACCAUUCUCGCGUUGUCUCUGGAGUGCCUGAAACCUUUGCAUCAGAAAUACUAUCGGCACUUAGCUCCCAGGUGGUGAAGUCUGCAGAUAAAAACACAUGCACCAGAGCAUUAUGGGUCAUUUCCAAACAGAGCUUCCCUCCAGAUGUGGUUGGCAAAAAAGUGUCGUCUAUACUGGAAACACUGGAGAGUGUGUGUAGCAGAGAGGACAUCCAGUCUGUGGUGAUGGAACAUGAGGCCUUAAAUGUCGUCAUCAGGAUGCUGGAGCAAGCGCCGGCCCAGAUGGGUGAAGGAGCGCUGCGGUGGGCGAAGCUCGUCAUCCCGCUGGUGGUCCACUCGGCCUCCAAGGUGCGACUACGGGCCGCGGCAGCCAUGGAGUUGGGCAUGCCUCUUCUCCUGGAAAAACAGAUGGAGGUGGCUGGAAUCAUCGAGCCGAUGAUGUCCUCAAAACUGAUCCCAGAGCUCCAGAAACUUUUCAUGUCCAAGAAUGAAACCAAUGUCCUGAAGCUCUGGCCCUUAUUUGUGAAACUGCUCGGGAAGUUGCUGCACAGAGGAGGUCCCUUCAUCAACUCUCUGCUGCAUCUGGAGGAACUUGGUUUCCGCAGCUCUUCUCCCACCAUCAAGAAGAUCGCCUUCAUUGCCUGGAAGAGCCUCAUAGAUAACUUUGCCCUCAAUCCAGCCAUCCUAUGCAGUGCCAAACGUGUGAAGCUCCUGAUGCAGCCGCUCGCAUCCAUCAAUGUCAGGACGGAGGCCCUGAUGCUCACCAAGGUGGAGGUCUGGUGGUACCUGGUGGUCCAACUCGGUCCCAACCUGUCACCCAUUUUUGAUCAGGUUUCUGUUCCUCUGCUACAGUGCACUAUUGGAUCCGACUCCUCAGUUCCAGUCACCCCUUCUAGAACUGUCAGUCAAAAUGGUGCUGUUGCACCUGGCACACCAAAGACUAGCACUUCAGUCUUGAACAGCUUCAGCAACCCUGCCAAUACGUCUCGGAUGAACCUGAACUCUAGCGUCCAGAUCCCCUCCACCUUCCCCUCCAUCCAGCUGCUGGGCCUGGAGAUGUUGCUUCACUAUUUUCUGGGACCAGAGGUUCUUGCCACAGCAGCAAAGAAAAAACUCCCCCUCAGUCUUGAGCCCUUGAACCACCCACUCCUCUCCGGCGCUUCCGCUUUCACUAAACAUGCUGCUGUGCUCAUCUCGAACGUCAGAGAUGGAUUCAUCAACAUUGGCAAAGACGCUCCAGAUUCUCUUUUGGCUGUCAUAUGGACAAGCCUUGUCCGGUUUGUCAACCUAACUAUAGAGUCUGUAGGCAGUAAGAAGGAUCGUCAGGGCAGUGAAGUUUUGACACUGAUUCUUCAGGCUCUGCAGAGCAUCGUCACCUCAGAAGCUCUGCCUGCUGACAAAGUCCUGAUUCUGUUUGAGGCCACGGUGAAAGGUAUUCCCCAGAGAGUUCUUGGCUCUGCUUCCUAUCAAGUGGGCAAGAUGGAUGUGCUGAAUGGAACGCCAGCUCUGUUCCUCAUUCUUCUCCUCUACAACGGCAACGUGCUCUCAGCCUACAUAGAGGACGAGAGGUUUUUUCACUGCCUUCAAACGCUGGUGGGCUGCGGUCUGUCAGGCCCCACUUCCCCUCUGGCGUUUGGGGAGGCGGUGCUGGGUGCCAUCAGACGCAGCGCUGGGUCUGUGCAGAACAAGGAGCAGCUGUGGAGGAUGUGGAGCGUGAUGGUCAGCCCCCUUACCGACACCAUCACACAGUCUAAUGAAGUCAACCAAGGUGACGCUCUGGAGCACAACUUCAGUGCCAUGCACUCUGCCUUGUUGUUCCCCAUCACACACCUACUAAAUGGCACACCACUACAGCAGGCGCCCCAGAAGUCGAUGCUUUCUUCGUGGUCCAAACUGUACAAAGUGUUCGCCCGCUGCUCUGCGCUGGUGGUCACAGCUGAGGAGAACAUCUGCUGCGAGGAGCUCUGUGCAAAGAUGGCGGCUGCAAUAGACAGAGAUGCCCUAAUGGUUCCUUCAACAUUGCAUGCCGUUGCAAGCAUCCUCCAAGUCAUUGUUGAGUGUGUGGACUUCUCGCCGUACACGCCACAAUUUCAGCAGAAGCUGAAGUCUCCUCACACUCCAGUAAACUGGAUGAAAAAGAGGAAUAAGGUCCUGGGGAAUCUGUCCACCUUCCAGUCCUUACUGGUACAGUGUCUAGAGGUUUAUCUGGAGGGCCCUGAGGCUUCCUCUGACGCCACAGGACUGGCCCUGGUCUCCAUCCUGUCUGCUCUCUUCACCAACCUCUCUCUCGCCAACACUGUCAAAGAAGCUCUGAGUUCGCUGAUUCAACCUCUCACCCUCUUCUACAAACAAGCAGCCAGUGAGCCGCCCAAAUUCUUCUCACAGCUUCUGGGAAAGCUGGAGAAGCUUCUCUGUGAGAUUCUCGGCUGCCUUCAGACCCGCUCUACUCUGCCGUACGACGACGAACUCCUGGCUCUACUUUGCCCUUUGCUUUGCGUGUCGUUUCCUCACAAGAACAAGCAUCUCCGCACCUCUGUCGCUCAAUUCUGGAACUCCACUUUCGGCAACUCAGCCACUCUCACGUACCCCGAUGAGAUCAGACCAAUAUUGAGCCAAGUGAAGCAGAAGACCCCGAUCAUUCUUCCCGGCUUUGAGGUUGUCUGUGUUUCUGAUGACCUCAGUGGACCGUAUUCAAGCGAGAGUUCCCAGUUGGAGACCAAUCUCAGUGGGAUGCCAGUUUCAUCUGUGGGGAAGAGGGACUCACUGCUGGGAAAGGCUGCUGAGCUGAAGGACAGGAGCACUGGGAAAACCUCUAAACCGGUUUCUACAAAGCUGGACUUUGGCUCUCCCAAGCCUCCCCGCAGAGGAGUUUUGGAGGAAGAGGCCUCCAUCGACUUUGUCUUCAUUCCUCCUGAGACGAAGGAGCGAGUUCUGACGGAGCACCAGAAGGAAGUGAAGAGGACUAAAAGGGUUGACAUCCCUGCCAUGUACAACAACCUUGAUGCUUCUCUGGAUACAACAGCUUUCACUCAGUACACACAGAGCCAAGAAGACUCUUUGGACAAACUGGCAACUGAACAAGCUGACAAGGUUACCAAAGAGGCUCCUGGCAAGGUUCCUCAGGAAGAUGUGGAAAAAGAGGACACUGAAAUUCUAAUAGAAGACACUCAAGACUUUACCGGCCCAAAAGCAGUAGAGAACAUACCAGAAAACCACAAACCGGAAGAGGUGAUACCUGAGUCAGCAGAUGUUUCUAUAGAGGAUUAUGUUGAGAGUGAUGAUAAAGCAGAAGACUUGGACAUGCAGUCUAAAGAAGGCACAAGUCCUAACAUCUCUAGUUCUUCAGAUUUGGUAUCGGGGACUCCCCAGAAACCCAACAGUCGCCGUCAGUCCUUUAUCACCCUGGAGAAGUAUGCUGAGGGAAAACCUGCCAGUCCCAGCAGUGCGUCCACAUUCACAGGUCUCCUAAAGACCUCAAAUAGCCAAGAAUGCUCUAAGAUCAACAAGAAGUCUUUCUCUCAGGCCUCCCUGACAUCGACUGGUUCUAUUUCUCAGGAUUCCCAGUCCUCCAGGACAGGAAAGACGGACUCGCAGUGUCCUGUGAACAAUGCUCUUGAGUCCCCUGUAAGGCCAAAAGACUCUGGGACGAAAAGUGGGCCAGUAAGGCUGAUUGAGAGACUGCCCAGUGACCCAACAGAGGACAAAGACGUUAUCCCUGACACCCAGACUGAAGUGGAGGACAAAGAAGGUACAAAAGUGGCUUCCUUAUCGGAGGAAAUGAAACCUUCAAGCCAGGACGAGGAAUCUGAACCGACUCUGGAUGAUUCUCACUCUUCUGGGACUUCUCCAGGUGAACCCAGACGCUCAGGACGCUACAGGGUCCGACCUCUGCUGCCUGGAGAGGACCCCGAGGAACGGGAAGAGAAAUACACGCCGUUGAAAAGGAGACGUUCCGGAGAGGAAUCCAAAAGUGAUUCUCCAAAGCUGAGCUCAAUGCAAAACAGACCAAACACAAGAGGUAAGCAGGCUGCUGAAGAGGACAGUGGCAGAGACAGAUUACGAACGAGGGCCCAGAGGGACAAGAGGGAGUCAAGCCAAACCAACUCUCAGGGUAGAGCACCCAAGAAGAUGAAACUGUUCAGAAAUUCUGAGAACUUCCUUGAUAAACCUGAACCCAAAAGGAGAUGCACCAGAGAGGAUGAGUCCAGCCAAACUGACUCGCAGUCUGAUUUUGAAAGCCAGUCACAGGGUAGACAAAGACGGCAGAGCAAAGCAUCAUUGGAAAUCAAGGAGGAGGGUGGAAUGAAGAAAAAGGUUUUGCCUGAAAAAGAAGAGUCCCUCCAAACUGACCCACAUGAGCUUAAGAUUGUAGAACUGGCAGAAAAGGAUGCUGAUAAGCCAAAGAGAGAUUCUCAAAUGAUCACUCCUUCCCCUCAAACUGGUGGCAAAUCCCAAGAGUUUGAGAUUGUGGAACAGACUGAAAAAGAUGGUGAUAAGCCAAGGAAAGAUUCUCAAACUGUUACUACUUCUCCUCAAAUUGGUGACCAAUCCCAAGAACUUAUAGAAAAGACCAACAAGGAAAAGAGAGAUUCUCAGAUAGUCACUACUUCUACAACUAAUAAAGAAUCCCAAGAUGGAACAAGCACCACAAACAAGUUGGUGAAUGACUCUGAGGUAAAAGACAAACUCAAGACAAGUGAAAUCACAGAUGACAACCUGAGUCAAGAGGACUCUCAAGGGAUCACACCCUCGUCCUCUGACAGCCAGCCUCGGCGUAGAUCCAGAAGAAGCAAGGCUGCGGAGUCUGAAGAUAAAAGUGAAAAUAAGAAUUCAUUAGAAAGGCAGACUAGGUCCAAUUCUCAGCUAGCAUUGUCAGCUGUCGGUCAGUCAGAGGCCAGCAUUGGAGGUAGGACCAGAAGGAGCAAGGUACAAGAGGAGCAGUCAAAGUCAAGUCCUAGCUCAACCCCAGAGAGUUCUCAGUCAUUAGAUAGUGCAGGAUCCAUAAAUUCUUCCCGAGGCAGGGGCAAAUACCCACGAAGAAGAUCUUCUCAGGUGUUAGCCAGUAAAGAGUCUUCCGAGUCUGAAUCCUCCGAGGCCAAAGAAAGUCCCCCAAUUCCCAAAAAGAGAGGACGAAAACCUCGAGCAUCUCUUCCAAGUCCUCUCACCCUUGAAUCCGGAAACAAAAUUAAUAACGAUAUAGUUAUAGUAAGUGAUUCACAAAGCGUAGAAGCUAAAUCUGAUUUAGAGGAUUCCCAGGAAUCUCAAGAUUCGCAGUGUUCUGAAUUACUUCAGGUUACACACAACGUUAAGGGGCAAAGUAAUGCAGAAUCUCCAAUGAAGGUGGAGGUUGAUGCUGUUGUAGAGAAAGCUGAAACGGACAACACAAAGAAUAGUGAAUCGCUCGGUGUGUCACCUCACAACGAGCAAACUCAAAAGGAGUCGAACAUCGAUAAUGCUUCCUCACAGGAAGCUGACGCUAAGGACGUGCCGUCCGCUGAAAUGAUUGAAUCAGUUGCGAUCAGUACAGAACCAACUCGGCAAGAGUUGCCCUGUGACCCUGUGUCUGUGUUAUCUGCUGUGGACACAGUGGCGCCCCCUGAUGAGACACCAGAGAAACUGCAGGCCUCAGAGUCUUCUCAGGAGAACGUAGAGAAACUGCAGGCCUCAGAGUCUUCUCAGGAGAAUGUAGAGAAACUGCAGGCCUCAGAGUCUUCUCAGGAGAAUGUAGAGAAACUGCAGGCCUCAGAGUCUUCUCAGGAGAAUGUAGAGAAACUGCAGACCUCAGAGUCUUCUCAGGAGAACGUAGAGAAACUCCAGGCCUCAGAGUCUUCACAGGAGAAUGAUGUAGAAGUGUCUGAGCCGGUUGACAAUGUUACAGAAAAACAAGAAGAUGAUUUAAAUUCAAACAAAGAACACCCAGUUGUUCCAGUGGAGGAUACAGCUGAAGACAUUCACAGUACCACUUUGGGACAGAACCAGAUGGAGUGUCCAAAUGUCAUUGAUCAUUUUUCAAAGGACAAGAAACCGUCUGCCUCCAGCGAACAAGGCGAAUCAACACACCAGCACUCAGAGGCUAGUGCCGGUGAGGACAUCACACCUCUACAGGAGAGCGAUAAAGACGGUAACACUCAGAUUGUGGACCGUCAGGAUGAAGAGGAAACUCAGACCGCCAACACUGAGAACGAUGUAGCCGCAAAUUUGGACGCUGCACAGGAUGGUGUUUGCAAUGCUUCAGUGUUAUCAGAAUCGACAAACGAUGUUUUCCUGGAUUCUCCGGCGAAGCAGAAAGAUCUGGAGGCUUUAAUGGGGGCGGAAGGCGGCCAAAGCCCCAGCAGUGGCAGGAACCGAGGAACCUGGUCUCCUUCAGCCUCCCCAUCGACCAGUAUUCUUAAGAAGGGCCUGAAGAGACCACUAGAAGAGGAGAGUCCCUCUCCUCUUGUCAAAUCCAGGCGUGUGUCUUUUGCUGAUCCAAUCCAACGUCAGGAAAUGGCAGACGACAUCGAUCGUCGCAGCCCUGCUAUCAGAACCAGCUCCCCCAGAAGAUCCAAAGUUAGCGCCAUACCACAGCCUAAGUACGUCACUACUCCAACAAAGGGUCUGCUGAUUCUGAGUCCCAGAAAUCUGCACAGUCCAGGUUACAAGAGCUCCAAGAAAUGCCUGAUUUCCGAAAUGAGCCAAGAGCAGCGGCCUCCAGUCUCCAAAGACUGUAUCUACCCGGCCCUGGUUGGCUGCUCCACACCUGUAGAAGCCGUGCUGCCUCAGAUAUCCUCCAACAUGUGGUCUCGUGGUUUUGGGCAGCUUGUUCGAGCCAGAAACAUCAAAACUGUCGGUGACCUCAGUGCUCUCACUCCCAGUGAAAUCAAGACUUUGCCAAUUCGCUCCCCCAAGAUCUCAAAUGUCAAAAAGGCACUUAAAAACUAUGAACAACAGCGUAAAGGACGAGGUGGCGAUGAGUUGAAGAGUUUGGAUGAAAUGGAGAUGACGACCUCUGAACUGGAGACCAGUGGUCCUCAAAACCUGGAUGAGGAGGAUAAGACCUCAGGAGAGACACUAGCAACAGCACUGGUGGACGAGCCCGUUCUCGCAGCUGGGAGGCCGGAGCUAGACGGCCUCGGGGAUCAGACAUCUGACCCACCGGCCGGAGAACAGAGACCUGGAGGGCAGCCGCACCCUGAAGAGCUGCUGUCGGACGUGGAGGCCCUGACCGACCGGAUGACGCACGUUGAACUCAGCCGCUGCUCCCCGCGGCAGCUCGUUCAGAUCCACGAUCAGUUAGGAGGCGUGAUGAGGCGCUUGGUCGUCGAGCUGCAGACACGCCUCUGCCAGACCGAUGGUAAACCCUGAAGAGACUCCACCUGGAUCAGACGGAUGCGUAGCUGUUGAAAUGGCACAUAAAAGAACUAUUCAAGAGGAAUCUGCAACAAAAGAUAACAUGAUCUUCUAUCCUAGAUAUCUUAAAUCAACAGAUUAUAUGGUUUUAACUCACAAUGCCUUGGCCUUGUCUCACCUUAGAUAUUUUUUUUCUUUGCUUAGUGUUUUUUGUUUUGUUUUUUUAAAUAAAUACUAGCAGCACUUUUUUUCCAUUUUUUAGCUUAAGCUGUUGGAUAGUUUAUAUGGUUUUAAAGAAACACUCAAAGGGAAGCACAGUCACACCUUUUUUUUAACAGUUGUAGUCUCUACAUGGAUGGUAUCUAAAGACAUUGUAAUAAAGGACUGAAGACAAAUAUCUCUCUACACACACUGUUCCAAUAUGUUGUACAUAUGCUUUCUCUCAUGGCAUUUAAAUCCUUUAUGUGCCUAUUUUAGGCUGUUUACAAUUCAACUUAUUAGUACUCCUGUAUAUUUUGUACGUUUUUCUUAGUUUGUAAGCCUUUUCUGUCACUUCAGUUUUAGUGCAUUUUUAAAGUCAUGAAGCAUACUGUAGAUGGUAUUCUGCACUUCAGUUUAUCUGUGGUUUUAAAUGCUUAAAUAAAAGACAGAACUUUAUAAUG
Perca fluviatilis (European perch) is the source of this 8567-nucleotide messenger RNA. It is a transcript of the gene rif1, whose product is annotated as replication timing regulatory factor 1. Gene Ontology annotation, biological process: telomere maintenance. The coding region runs from base 316 to 7920 and encodes 2534 amino acids. NCBI's taxonomy places the organism in Eukaryota, Metazoa, Chordata, Actinopteri, Perciformes, Percidae. The transcript is spliced from 36 exons. Gene Ontology annotation, cellular component: nucleus. The record is from RefSeq and is a predicted model, not a curated record.